AUGGAAUCCAUAGAAUGUUCUGUAUGUCAUCAAAAAUUUGAUGAUACAACUCUACUUUCACUACAUCAUGAAUAUGAAAAAUGUUAUGAAACAAAUUAUAGUUGUCCAUUAUGUAAUAAAAUAUAUUAUGAUCCUCUUGUUCUUCAAAUUCAUGUUAAUGAAGAUCAUGAUCAUAUUUCUGUAAAUAGAACAACAACAACAACAACGACAACAGCAUCAGAUAGUUUAUAUGCACAAGAAUUAGAACGACGUGAACGAAUGAAAAAUCAAUAUCGACAACAAGCAACUUCAGAAAUAUCUUAUGAAUAUUUACAAGAUGAUGAAGAUACUCAAAUAGCUCGUAUGUUACAAGAAGAAGAAAAUGCUCAAUCAUUUGAAGAAUUUCAAAAUCGAUAUGGUGGAAGUACAAGAACAUUUGCUGAACGAGCUCGAUGGAAUUUAGAUAAUAUUUAUAAAAAAAAAUUUGUCUCACAAAAACAAUAUGAAGAAUAUAAGGAUAAAUUAGAUGAAAUGAUUGCAAAUCCAAUAGAAAGAUUUGAAUCAAGAUCAACAGGAAUUAUUCCAAUACUUUUACGUUUACCAAUGGGUAAUCUUAUGGAUCGUUGUUUAUGUCGACCAGGUUGUGAUCAUGUAAGUGCAACAUGGCUUGAUCAAGGUUGGGCAUGUGGUUAUAAAAAUUUUCAAAUGUUACUUUCAUCACUACGUCAUGAUCCUCAAUAUUCAAUGCAUUUAUUUGGUCAUGAAGCAGUGAAUCAAACAAAUCGUGAUAUACCAUCUGUUAGUUAUUUACAAAAAUUAAUUGAAACAGCUUGGACAGCUGGAUUUGAUAGUGAGGGUCGAGAACAAUUCAAUAAACAUUUAAUUAAUUCAAGUAAAUGGAUUGGACCAACAGAAAUAAUGGCUUGUCUUGCAAAUUUAAAUAUAAAAACAGAAUUAUUUGACUUUCAUCAACCAAAAACUAUUAAUAAAUCAAAUGCUUAUAAAUAUUUAUUUGAAUGGAUUAGACAAUAUUUUCAACAACAGCAAGAAAAUAGAAAUAAUAUUAUUCAUCCACUAUAUUUACAACAUGAAGGUCAUAGUCGAACAAUUGUUGGUUAUGAACAAUUUCAUAAUGGAAACAUUCGUCUUCUAAUAUUCGAUCCAAGUACAUCAAAAUUUAAUAUAGAAAAAUUCUUUAAAAAUCCUUUUGGAGAAGCACAUAUUUUUCGACGAAGUUUGCAAUCAUUUCAAAAACCAGUUUAUCAAAUACUUGUUGUACGAGGAUUACUUACACCAGAUGAAAGAGAAGCUGCUAAAAGAGUUCGUUCUACUAAAGUACCGAUGCCUACUGCAUGA
Molecule: messenger RNA, 1335 nt
Organism: Rotaria sp. Silwood1
Lineage: Eukaryota; Metazoa; Rotifera; Eurotatoria; Philodinida; Philodinidae
Source: the annotation of a GenBank genome assembly